Molecule: messenger RNA, 2006 nt
Organism: Mirounga angustirostris (Northern elephant seal)
Lineage: Eukaryota; Metazoa; Chordata; Mammalia; Carnivora; Phocidae
Gene: IZUMO4
Product: IZUMO family member 4
Exons: 10
Coding region: 44-931 (295 amino acids)
Cellular component (GO): nucleus
Source: RefSeq, a predicted model, not a curated record
GUUGGUUGGAGGGCGGCGGGCGGCGGGCGGCGGGCGGCGGGCCAUGGCCCUGCUACUGUGCCUGGGCCUGACGGCGGCGCUGGCCCGCGGCUGCCUGCACUGCCACAGCAACUUCUCGGAGAAGUUCUCCUUCUACCGCCAUCACGUGAACCUCAAGUCCUGGUGGGUGGGCGACAUCCCCGUGUCGGGCUCGCUGCUCACCGACUGGAGCCAGGACACGAUGAAGGAGCUGCACCUGGCCAUCCCCGCGGAGAUCACCCAGGAGAAGCUGGACCAAGUGGCGAAUGCCGUGUACCAGAAGAUGGAUCAGCUGUACCAGGGCAAGAUGUAUUUCCCCGGGUAUUUCCCCAAUGAGCUGCGAGCCAUCUUUCGGGAGCAGGUGCACCUCAUCCAGAAUGCCAUCAUCGAAAGCCGCAUUGACUGUCAGCGUCACUGUGGCAUCUUCCAGUACGAGACCAUCUCCUGCACCAACUGCACCGACUCGCACGUCGUCUGCUUUGGCUACAACUGCGAGUCGUCGGCACAGUGGGAAGCAGCCGUACGGGGCCUCCUCCUGUACAUAAAUAAGUGGCACAAGUACGUGAGUUUCAUCCGAGGCAGUGAGUGUGCUCGUGAGCGCUCGUGGACAGGACACGAACAGAAGAACCACUCUAGCCUUUCUGAUAUCACCAAGCUUCACGUGUCUCGAGCCCCCACACCUGGCCAACCUGACUCUGGAAAAUGCUUCCGAGUGCUUGACACAGCACUGACAGCCCCCGGGUUUGCCAGACCGGCCUUCGCCUGGAGGUGGAGCCAGGACACAGCUGGACUGUCCCAGCCUGACCCCACGGAGCAGGCCUGCUGCUGCCUCAAGUCCCUCCACUCCCAUCAGAGCCUGGGGGCCCCCGGGAGGGGUAUGCAGCUUUGUUGGGCGGGGUCACAGAGCUUUUAGAUGCAAUUAUUAAAUGUCCCUGAUGUUUCUCAUCACAGCGGUCCUUCUCAGGGCAACGGGGACAGGACUGAGGGCCCAGGGACGUCCACGCCCAUUUCAGUGCAAUCCAUCUAAACACAUCCGGGCAGACUUGGAUGGACAGGAGUUUGUGGGUGGAUGGGUGCUCCUGAGGACUCAAAAGUGAGACUGCAGUUUGGUGAAAGCCAGGGCCAGCUUGGGUAUCUCUCGGGGUUCACGCCACGCUGGACUAAACCUGAGCCACAGGAGCACGGGAACUGUCCCCUGGCGUCGUUUCCUUCUGCAAACCCUCCACGUGGCUCACGAGAGGCUCCAAGUGCUUGAUCUGCACGGCAGACCAGCAGGGGCUCGGGCACCAGGGUCCCGCUGGGAGGUGGCCUCGUGCCGGGAAGUGCUGCUGGCAGCGGUCUGUCCAGGUCAGGAAAAGUCCGCGGGGCAGGUGGGGAGCGACAUGCUGGCGGGCUGUGGAGAACAGCGGUCUCAUGGGCCGAGCGCCCAUCCAAGGGGAUGGGUGCUGGGGGCACAGGCUGGUGGCCAGGCCAGCGCCGCGUCCGACACGGUACGGGACACGCUGCUUUUUCCACUGAGAAGACGGAGAAAGGCCUUGUGGCUGGUGCUUCUGGACGGAUGACCAUCAAGCAGGGACGCUGCUGGCAGGUGGGUCUGGCCAAGGCUCUCACGAGGCCUCGUCUGUGCUCGGGCUCUGCACUCCCCGCCUGCGAUUCCAGCUAGGGCUGAUCUGGCUUUCUGUCUGCUGACCCAGCCUUACUCAUCCCGAAUUGUCCCUUGUCCACAUGGGGUCAGUAAAGCCAGUGCAAACGUGGCCAAUUAGACCAACGUGAGCAGGGCCUGCCUCGCAGCACCUGUUCCCGCCGCUCACCCACAUGCCCCUCACUAGUGGGGUGCCCUGGGGAAGGCAGGGAGGGCACGUCCACUGUGCAUCGCUGGUGGACCUCUGUAGCCCAUGGGUCAGGCGGCUCUAGCCACACCGCCCAAGCUCGGGCGCCUGGACAGCGUAUGGGGGUGACAUCAUCUCCAUCCUGAGGGGAAGGGCGCA